This is a messenger RNA of Notechis scutatus (mainland tiger snake), 2826 nucleotides long. RefSeq names its product colony stimulating factor 2 receptor subunit beta (gene CSF2RB). The record is from RefSeq and is a predicted model, not a curated record. Gene Ontology annotation, biological process: cytokine-mediated signaling pathway; immunoglobulin mediated immune response. Lineage: Eukaryota; Metazoa; Chordata; Lepidosauria; Squamata; Elapidae. Gene Ontology annotation, molecular function: protein binding; cytokine receptor activity. Gene Ontology annotation, cellular component: external side of plasma membrane; membrane.
CAUGCAAACUGUAUGGUUACACUAUCAACGCUUCUCUUCAAGAUUGCAUUUGAAGAUUCCUGUAGUUAUGAAAAGUUUUAAUUGGCAGGGGUGGUAACAUGGAGUAAAAAGCUUAAUCCUUCACUACUGAUUGUAUAGUUUGAAACUAUCAUCAAAAAGAAGAAAAAUAAAUAAAUGAGAAGGUGAGUUCUCCAGGCAACAAAGAGUGUUUAACUAACAUGAAGCUCUACAGCAUUGCUCUGGCUUUAAGACUCACUGUUAUCAUCAUUGAAGCUCGAGAGAGCCGACUGAAGGAAUCCUUGAGCUGUUCCAAUGACUACAAAUCAUAUAUGAACUGCACCUGGUCUGAGCCUCGGGAGGGAAAUGCCUUUGUCAAGAUGCACCUUUUCCACAAACAUAACCAUUCAAACCUCACAAAGAUGAUCUGCAAUAGCCAGAAAAUAGACGCUGAGAUACAUUGGCACUGUAGGAGGAAUGAAACCAAUUUCAAUUCCAUGCUGAUUAAUACGUUCAUUUUCAAACCUGAUCGGAAGUUGGAAAUCCAACUGAAUGUUGACCUCUUCAAGAACAUUCAGCUUCUGCCACCUGAGAAAUUAAAUGUCACUGCCACAGAAGAAUGUGAUUUCCUACUAGAAUGGAAAGCAGGUGGAGGAACAAACAGAAAUCACUUGUUGCAAAGCCUUCCCCUGGAUUUUGAAAUAAGCUAUAAAAGAACUUGGGAACUUUGGGAGGAAUCUUCCUCUGUAUUGGUGUCAAAUAAGUCUCAUUAUUGUCUCCGACACAGUAGCCUUGUGCCUGGCAGCAGGUAUAUUGCCAGGGUUAGAAGCAAGCCAAGUCCAGACAGUGGAUUUGCUGGCCGUUAUAGUGACUGGAGUCCAGUGGUUACUUGGCAAACACCAGAAAAUGAUGCUGUGCACAAGAAUCUUCAAUGUUAUUUUAAUGGAAUUGAUCGUCUCAAAUGCAGUUGGGAGGUGAGACAAGAAGUCAGCAAUUCUAUUUUGUUCACACUCUUUUACAAAGACAAACCUGGAUCAGAAGAGAUGGAAUGCUCUGAAAUCUAUCAAGUACCCCUUAUAAGCAAUAAUGCCACUUAUUAUGUAUUGCAAAGCUGCGAGAUCAAUGUCACUAAUCCCAACAAGCAAAGCCAAUAUUUUGUUCGUGUGAUACCAAAAGAAGAAGCAAAAGAUAUUGAGAUGUAUCUGAACAUCAAGCCAGACCCACCUUACAACCUGUCCAUGUCAGUAACUGAUGGUCCUAAAUACAUCCUCCGCUGGCACUCCAAAAUCAUCAGUAGUUUUAAUUUGCAAAAGACACAUGAGAUUUCAUACUGGGAAACUGGGAAACCUUUAGAGGCCCAAGUAGAAAACAUUACAAACCAGGAAUUUACCUUCACUUCACAGUUCCUGGAGCUGGGCAAAAAUUACAAAGCAAAGGUGCGAACAAUAGUAAACGAACCUUACAAAGGUUAUUGGAGUGAAUGGAGUGAGGAAUUUGGCUGGCAAACCACCAGUGGUUUUCCUCUCUGGGGUAUGUUGCUAAUAACAGUAGUCUGUAUCAUUCUGAUGAUGGGGGGAAUUUGCUUUUGCAAAAAAUAUCUUCUCAGCAUGAAAAAGGAAUGGGAAGCAAAUAUUCCAAGUCCUCCGAAGACGUUUCUUCUCCCCAAUUUUUUUCCGAAAGUGCAGUUGGCAAACCAUUCAGAAGAUACCAGUGCUUUAGCAAAGGAAGAAAUCCACCAUUCCAGUAAACUGGAGAAAGAAUUACUGAUUGGCAGCCCAGCAGCUAUUGAAGAUGGGUUAAAGAAAACGCCACAGUUGCUUUGGUCUCAGAAUACGAAAAAGACAGAGCCUCUCAACAAAGCCAACACUGUCCAGAUUUGUACUAAUCCCAAUACAGAAAUAUUUGAUUUUAAUGGCCCAUACAUAUAUUCCUCUGCAGAGUCUGUUGCACAUACAGUUCAGCAGGAUUUGAAAGUUACUCCUUCAGAAUUGAAAGAAGCGCCAGUAUCUUUGCAGUCUAUAGGAUUACAGCCUUCUUUGUUUCUUCAGCAACAGCCAGAAGCGGGAAAGGAAAAUACUUUAUUGUCUAAUGUACAUCAGCAGGUGGAAGAGAAGCUGUCAUUUCCUACUGGACAAGAACCAACUCAAAUCCAGGAGACAAGUGGACAGUUGAAGAACGAGAAAACUACAGGGUGUCUUUCCAGCUCAAAUAGCCGCUGUCAAAAUUUGCCGCUAGAUUACAUUACUACAGUAGAUCUAUCAAUAAGCAAAGAAAAGGGAUGUUUAUUGCCAUUACCUGAGCUGGCUUCAGAGGAAGGGAUGCUUUCUUGUGCUAAUACAGCAACCGUUUCUGCACACAUGCCCAAAACUAAUGAAAAUCUCUCAAAUGCAGACUUAUGUCAAAAUAGAUCAAAAUCAAUCCUCCCAGUUAUGGAUCAAGGUAUUGGUGAUCCCUCAGCAAUAUCCCAGGAAGAAUCUAGUGACUAUCUUAUGAACUUUUCUGCUACCUCAGGUUCUGUGUCAAAGGAUGGAUUACUUUUUGCCAUGGAGGAAUCUAAGCAGGACAUUCUAAUAUUCAAUGUUGGAGGCAGAAGCCCUAUUUUCUUACAUCAAGAAGGUGAAUACUGUUUCUUUCCUGGCUCUAAGACCAAGGGAGACUGCAAGGGUCAAGGAGCACCUAUGGGCCACCAGCCUUCAGAAAUCUUUCAAAAAGUCACCAAAUCCCCUUUGGAGACAAAAUUUGCUGACAGUAAACUACAGGUCACUUCCCAGACCUGCCAAGACAUGUGAAACAUGUUCCUCAAUAACUUCCCCCUGGCCCUUGAAUACA